AUGCCCAGCGCCGGGCGUCAUUCGUACAGCGAGGCGCUACAUAUCUGCUUCCGCGGCGGUGCGUUUUCCGCUGUCCUCGACAUCACGUUCAGCACGCCCGUCAUGAGUGCCACGGAAAUCCCCUUGCUCAUGGACGGGUUUGGCUCGUCAGUCGUAGCGCUGUUCAUGCAAUUGGGCGGGGCAUCUACACCAAGACCGCCGAUGUCGUCGCCGAUAUCGUCGGCAACGCCGACGUGUUUGUUUGAGAGCGUCGCGGCCAAUAUCAUCGGCACCAUUUCCCUCGCCAAGGAAGGCGCGAUCGAGUACCCCAUGUUGUUUGUGUUCUUCCCCGUGGUCGUGCACGCUUUCGACAUUGUCGUGUCCUCCAUCGGCAUAUUGUGCGUGUCCGAGCCCGGGCCAACCGAGUCGGACCCGAUGACCACGCUCCAACGCAGGUACUCGAUCACAUACUUGUUUGCGCUGGCGCGGUGGCUACACUUCGCGUCCGCCGCGCCUGGAGCUAUUCACUGGAGAUGGUACGACAACAUUCCUCCGACGAGGAAACGCCAACGAAUGCCGAAGAGCGAUCACGGUCGCGUGACCGGAUCGAGGAGCCCCGAGGACGCGCCGCUCGGCGCACCGUUGAGAACCCGUUCAGAUCUCCCCGACGAUGACAGCCGCCUGCUGUCGACGAGUGUCCCCCGCCACAUGCUGCCGCUCCACCAACAACUGAAGCAGAUGGCGAUUCAGUGCCGUUGCCAGCUGACAACGACCCGUCGGACUUUGGAACGCGCCGGCGCUCCCACAGCCGCCGACAUUUUCGGGCUCGACCAAGGCCUAAAUACGCGCUUUUAUGCGCAAGAAGUAUCUGGGGCAGAUCAACGCUCUGUAGUGCAAUGGAUCGCGUGGUUCAACCGCGACCACCAUUCCAUCACGAACGAUGAGUUGGUCGCGUGGUUCAAGUCAGCAUUUGUGGAAGCCCCUCAAGACCUGGAUGUUUUGAAGCAACAUCUGCAACGAGCGAUUCGCUUCGAUACGAAGAUCUUGGACGCGGAGUCCCUCGUCGGUCGUAUGCUUGACGAGCUGAUGCGCUCGUUGGAACAAGACCAUCAGGAGUGGGUACUCCAUCAAGAAGGCAAGAUGGUCGUCGAAGUCAUGAUGAAAUCAAUCAAGCCGGAGUCGCUGAAGACGGCGGUUCAAAAGCAGCUGCAGUUGCAGCGGAACAAGGCGUUGAAGAGCGACGUCUUUCGUUACGUGAACUGGCUGCGGACAUUUGCAGCUGGCCACCAGCUGUAUGUGGGACUCGACGACGAGUCCAAACUUUCCCCGGCAGCGAAGCCGGUAGAAGCUCCACGAGGCGGCAAGCCUCAUGUGCCAAGACGCGACAGCGGCCGGGAAGACGCCGCCAAGAACAAUGGCAGAGUCGGCGGAAAGGCCGAAACGAUCGUGCCCAAGAAUGCCGAGCCCUCUGCCAGGAAGGGCUGCUUGAAGUGCGGUGACAUGACUCAUCGUGUGGCGCGAUGCCCGAAGACCGCGCCUGGCGAAGCCGAAACGUCGUUGGCAGCGCAAGUCAAGCGCUGGAAGGAUGGCAUCAAGGUGCUGGUCAACCAGCCGCAGCGCCAGAAGACAGAGCGCGGGGUGCUCUUGGAGUAUAUCGUCCGCGUGGUCGAUGUGCUAUUGGACUCUGGUUCGGACGUGACCGUUGUCACGCGCGGCGUCAUGAAUGCGUUGGACGCGGCCGGUGUCAAAGUUGGGACUGUCUCCCAUAGCGUGCCGCAUUUGGCGUACCCGUAUGGCAGUGACGCCAAGCCAGUUGUGAUGACACGCAGCGUCAAGUUUAACUGCGUGACGCUGGACACAACGUAUGGACCACUUGUGUUGCGCAGGCUGAAGGCCUGGGUCGACGACGCGUCGACUGCAACCGAACUCAUCGUGAGUCGCCCAGUCAUGGAUUUACUGGGCUUCAGCGUUGAAGACCUCCUUGUUGGAGCAAAGAAGAAGAAGGAAGAAUUGGACGUUUCGUCCGUGCCGACGAAUGAAUUGUCCGGAAUGGCGAAUGUCAAGCGCCUGAUGGCGGAGAUGCUGAAUCCGCCGGAGCUUGACUCCAACGACGGGAUGGAGUGUGAUACUCCGGAGGUUUAUCCCAAAACCUCCGUUGAGGACGAAGUGGAGCGUUGCCGUUCAAGCCAUUCUGGCGGCCAAGACAGCCGAGGCGGAGACGCGAGGGCUUGCGCCCUCUGA
Aphanomyces astaci is the source of this 2220-nucleotide messenger RNA. RefSeq lists its product as hypothetical. Gene Ontology annotation, biological process: proteolysis. The transcript has 5 exons. Lineage: Eukaryota; Oomycota; Saprolegniomycetes; Saprolegniales; Verrucalvaceae. The record is from RefSeq and is a predicted model, not a curated record. The coding region runs from base 1 to 2220 and encodes 739 amino acids. Gene Ontology annotation, molecular function: aspartic-type endopeptidase activity.